Paramecium tetraurelia is the source of this 1347-nucleotide messenger RNA. RefSeq lists its product as uncharacterized. The transcript is spliced from 4 exons. The record is from RefSeq and is a predicted model, not a curated record. NCBI's taxonomy places the organism in Eukaryota, Ciliophora, Oligohymenophorea, Peniculida, Parameciidae. Gene Ontology annotation, molecular function: hydrolase activity, acting on ester bonds. Gene Ontology annotation, biological process: lipid metabolic process.
AUGAAUUUUUAAAUAAUUCAAACAAUCACAUUUUACUUUUUCAUCUGGGUCAUCAAACCCAUAGCGAAUGUCGGGUUAUCAUUGACUUACUAUUCAGCCUACAUAGCAAUCCAUUUAACAGAUUAUGUCCUUUCAUUAUUUGUCAAAGAAUGUGAAUCAAGAAAUCAAACAUUUUUGCACAAGCUUCGCAAAAUACUCAACAAACACAAACCCUAUUUAGGAGUCUAUACAUAAGCAACUGAUAUCAUAUCAGAUUAGGGUUAUAACUUUGAAAGCCACAAAAUAAUUACGGAAGAUGGAUAUAUUCUGACAAUAUGGAGAAUCUACAAAGAUGUAACUCAUCCACACCCUCAUCCCAUCAUUUUGCAACACGGAUUAUUGGAUAGUUCAUGGUCUUGGCUCAUCAACAACGAUAAAAAGUUAACCUUGCCAUACAUCUUGGCCGAACAAGGCUAUGACGUAUGGCUUGCAAAUAAUAGGGGUAAUAAAUAUUGUAUUGGACAUACAAAAUUCUAAAGUGUAGACUACAAUCAACAAUAUUGGGAUUGUUCCUUUGACGACUUAGCCAAAUACGACUUCAAGGCCAUAGUGUUGUAUGUGAAGAAUGUCACUCAAAGAGCAAAAGUCAUAUAUCUAGGCCACUCCCAAGGAACUACCCAAGCAUUUGCUUACCUCUCAAAUAACAUUGAAUUCCAAAACCAUCUUAAAUGCUUUAUCGGGCUUGGUCCAGCCAUGUUCAUUUCUAAUUUACGAUCGGCCUUCUUGUAAUGGGCUAUUAAGUUGUACAUAUUUGAAUUGAUCUAUUAUUUGGGAAUCCCCUAUUUCUUUGUUUUUGAUGACGGGUUUAACAUUAAAAUCGGAGCUCUUUGCUAUAUGAUUCCUUCGAUAUUCAGAAGCUUCUUCUUUGAGGUUACCAAUUAAUUGUGCGGUUUUCCUUAGAAAAAUAAAAUCGAUUUGAAUCGUUUUGGUAAUAUGGUUGCUCAUGAGCCAGGAGGUUCAGCAUCUAAAAAUAUCGUAUAAUGGAUGCAAUUCUUUAGAUCAAAAUAAUUGUAAUACUUUGACUAUGGGGCUAGUUAAAAUUUGGCUUUGUAUGGAUAGAGGGAUCCUCCUCCAUAUCCAGUGGACAAUUUGAAGAACUUUACAAUUCCUAAGUACUUUUAUUUGGGAACAAAGGAUAUAAUUACAGACACAGAUGAUUUGGGUAAGAUGUUAAAUAAGUUGGAUUAAACUCAUAUGAAAGUAGAGUUCAUCGAUGAUUAUGCUCAUUUAGAUUAUGUGUGGGCAGUUGAUGCUCAUGUUAAAUUGUAUCCAUCCAUUUUAAAAAACAUCAAGGAGAAUUAAAAUUGA